CCCAGCCCGCUGAAGGAGCGUCUGUUGAGCUGGUGAGGCAGGGCAGCUCAUCCACCUGUGCCGCGGAUGCUGCAGCCGGAGCGGACCUGGCGUUACAUGGCGUAGUUUCGACAUCGCUUACUUCUUGUCUCUCCUGAGGAUUUGUAUUAUUAUCAUUUCUUUUUUUUUUUAACCUUUUGUCUUUCCUCCUCCGGCGUAUGAUAGAGGCAUCUAAAGUUGUGAUGAUGCCUCCGCUCGGCGUUUGGGAUUUGUAACAGCCUCAUGUGCAAGGGUGAUAUCCUGUCAGCCUGUGAUUUAACGACACGGUCCUUUGGACGCCGAUAAAAACAUGGACUAAACCUUCGCUUCAACACAGUCAAUAUGGGAUUGAUACAGCUAUUUCUGGUUCUUUGCUUAUUUUGCACCUCCUCAGUUGUAGGUUUUGGGGUUGACCCUGCCCUGCGCAUCAGCGUCUUUGAUGAACUAACACUUGGAGACGGAGGCUUUGAUGGAGUUACUCAAGUCCAGGGCUUCCACAGCGAGUCUAGAGCGUUCCAUUUUCAAGGAACCUCCAGGGAGGUAAAAGCUCCUGCUGCGGUUUCUAAACGGAUGGUCCAGAAGCUUAAAGGCAAGAAUGAGUUCACUGUGCUGGCGACCCUCAAGCAGGAUCAUCUCAACUCAGGAGUCGUUCUCUCCAUCCAUCAUUCUGAGCACAGGUUUCUGGAGCUGGAGAGCAGUGGCCAGCGCAGCGAGGUGCGUCUUCAUUACCGCACCAAAAGCCACCAGGACCACACCGAGGUGUUCCCCUACAGCCUGGCCGACGACCAGUGGCACAAAGUGUCCGUGGCCGUCAGCGCCUCCCACGUCAUUUUACACGUCGACUGCAACAGGAUCUAUGAACGGGUGGUGGAGGCGCCCUUUAUGGACAUUCCUGAGGAUACUUCCUUCUGGCUCGGACAGAGAAACUCUGCUCACGGCUUCUUCAAGGGAGUGAUGCAGGACGUAGAGAUCCUGGUGAUGCCGCAGGGAUACAUCUCACAGUGUCCAGAUCUGAACAGAACAUGUCCAACCUGCAAUGACUUCCAUGGACUUGUGCAGAAAAUCAUGGAGCUGCAGGACAUCCUGGCGAAAACAUCCAGCAAGCUGUCCAGGGCCGAGGAGAAGAUGAACGGGCUGGACGGCUGCUAUUGUGAGAGAACCUGCAGCGUCAAGGGGGUCGUCUACAGGGAGGACGAGGGCUGGACAGAUGGCUGCAGGAACUGCACGUGCACGAACGGCACGGUACAAUGCGAGGCCAUCUCCUGCCCUCCCCCUCAGUGCCCGGCAGGCACGACUCCUGUCUACGUGAAGGGAGCCUGCUGCAAGGAGUGCCUGCCUGUCUGCCUGUUCGGUGGAAGAGAGUUGGUGGAGGGAGAUCAGAAGGCUGUGCGCGACUCUUCUGGCAGGUGCCUGCUGUUUGAAUGCCGGGAGCGAAGCAUGCAUCGGGUCGUCCCCACCGAUCCCUGUCCUGAACUCAGCUGCCCGGAGUCGGAGCAAAUCACGUUGAGCAGCAGAUGCUGUAAAGUCUGCAGAGGUCAUGACUUCUGCUCAGAGGGCCACGGCUGCACGGAGCACUCCGACUGCGUGAACCUGGAGGCAGGAGACUGCUGCGUCUGUAAGGACGGCUUCCGCCCACUGCGCGAUGAUAACGCCUACUGCGAAGAUAUUGAUGAAUGUGCUGAAGGGAAACAUUACUGCAGAGAGAACACCAUGUGCGUUAACACGCCUGGUUCCUUCAUGUGCAUCUGCCACACGGGCUACAUCAGGAUCGAUGACUACUCCUGCACAGAGCAUGACGAAUGUCUCAGCGGACUCCACAACUGCGACGAGAACGCCCUGUGCUUCAACAUGGUGGGAGGCCACAGCUGCUCCUGCAAGCCGGGAUACACGGGGAACGGCACCGUCUGCAAAGCAAUGUGUGACGGACUGUGCCAGAACGGAGGAUCCUGCAUUUCGCCUAACAACUGCGUUUGCCAGCAAGGAUUUACGGGGGAGAGGUGUGAAACAGGUAGGAUUUCAUUUCGGCUUAGCUCCUGUGUUUCAUUUCUUCUCCCUUAAAGAGAGGACAAAGAUUUAUGAAUACCCAGGAAAAAAAAAAAAAAAAACCCACAGUGGAAACUGGGUUUCAGGUGAUUAAGGCUGAGCCUGUAUUUGUCUUGGCGUAUCUGGGAUCUUGUUUAGAAUGACGUAUCACUUUUUGCGCAUGGAGCCGUCUGCUGUCAGAGCUCAGACGUAAACAGAUGAUCUGUAAAUGCUGAGUAGCUGCUGGAGUUGUGACUCAAACGCAGAUAUUGUCCGCUUGAGUCGUCAUUUGUGGCUGUGAGCGCUGACGACUUUGUGCAUCUCUGUGCUCUCUGGCGAGUAAUGGGUCUGCGCCUCGUCCAAAGGCCUCGUAGGGGAUUUGUACGGCUUUGGAGCAGAAUGGGAAUUGUAUCAUGUCGCAGCCUCCAUUAAGCAGCGUGGCAUUCUCCCUGUAGCCUAAAUACCAUGUUUUCAUUGCAACAAAUCUUACUCCAUGAAC
This is a messenger RNA of Poecilia latipinna (sailfin molly), 2539 nucleotides long. It is a transcript of the gene nell2a, whose product is annotated as neural EGFL like 2a. Gene Ontology annotation, cellular component: cytoplasm. The record is from RefSeq and is a predicted model, not a curated record. Gene Ontology annotation, molecular function: protein kinase C binding; heparin binding; calcium ion binding. The transcript has 15 exons. NCBI's taxonomy places the organism in Eukaryota, Metazoa, Chordata, Actinopteri, Cyprinodontiformes, Poeciliidae. The coding region runs from base 361 to 2076 and encodes 571 amino acids.